CUUGAGAAGAUUAAACAAACCUAGUUGAUGCUGUUUUGUCUUUUUAAAGCCUUAACGUUGUAUUCGUUUUUAUUCUGGCAGGCUUUGACUGCAGUUUCCCAAAAUGUCUCGUCGAUAUGAUUCACGAACAACCAUCUUCUCACCUGAAGGGCGUCUGUAUCAGGUGGAGUAUGCCAUGGAAGCCAUCGGCCACGCCGGCACCUGUCUAGGAAUUCUAGCCAACGAUGGAGUGCUGCUGGCCGCUGAGAGGAGGAACAUCCACAAGCUGCUGGAUGAAGUGUUCUUCUCUGAGAAAAUCUACAAGCUGAAUGAGGACAUGGCGUGCAGUGUGGCAGGAAUCACAUCAGAUGCAAACGUACUGACCAAUGAGCUGAGGCUCAUAGCACAAAGGUACCUGCUACAGUACCAGGAGCCAAUCCCCUGUGAGCAGCUGGUCACAGCGCUGUGUGACAUCAAACAGGCCUACACCCAGUUUGGAGGAAAGCGUCCCUUUGGAGUGUCUCUGCUCUACAUGGGCUGGGAUAAACACUACGGCUUCCAGCUCUACCAGAGCGACCCCAGUGGAAACUACGGAGGCUGGAAGGCCACCUGCAUCGGGAACAACAGCGCUGCCGCUGUCUCCAUGCUGAAGCAGGACUUCAAGGAGGGAGAGAUGUCUCUUUCCACAGCUCUCGCACUGGCCGUCAAAGUUCUCAACAAAACCAUGGACGUCAGCAAGCUCUCUGCAGAGAAAGGUGUCGAUUUCAGUCAGAUACUGAACAUUCUAAAACUUUUCAUCUAUGAUCACACAAUACAACACACAGUACAGACAUCGUACAUUUAGACAAAUAACUAACAAUCCCAAGCACCUCUACAAAAUGUAUUAGAAUUCCUUCUACGUGAAAUGAAAAAACAGCUGGCUCAUAGAGAAACAUCAGACCCUCAAGGUUCCCUCGCCUCUAAAAAAAGCAAUUUAACAUUUCUCAACUCAUUCUUUCAGUUCAACAGCUUGCAACUCUACAGAUUGGCUCCAUUUUACGGCUCUUACAGCACAGUUUGGAGGCGCAGGAGGCAGCUAAACUGCAAGAACUAACUAAACAGAUUUAAAUCCAUGCGUCACUGCCUGCUCAGCACCAAUAGGAAGACAGUCAAAGAU
Labrus mixtus (cuckoo wrasse) is the source of this 1135-nucleotide messenger RNA. RefSeq names its product proteasome 20S subunit alpha 4 (gene psma4). The record is from RefSeq and is a predicted model, not a curated record. NCBI's taxonomy places the organism in Eukaryota, Metazoa, Chordata, Actinopteri, Labriformes, Labridae. The transcript has 8 exons. Gene Ontology annotation, cellular component: nucleus; proteasome core complex; cytosol. Bases 104 to 823 code for a protein of 239 amino acids. Gene Ontology annotation, biological process: ubiquitin-dependent protein catabolic process.